CCUUCAUCAUCAUAUGAUCCCGGUUCCCAAAUUACACGGAACGCUUUCUUGGAAACCUCCUCUUCUGCCACCUCCACGACUCGGAGAGCCAUGGUGAUCGCCUACGGAGAAGACGAAGACGGCCCCGCUGCCUCGUCCCCUCCCCCGCAGCCGCCGCCGUCGGGCCUCUCCCGGUCGAGACUGCACAAUUUCACUUUCCCUACCAGCAGCUGGGGCUCCCAUCGCACCCUCCGUUGCUCCAACCUCCCCUUCGGCGGCGAUCCCGACAACGCCGGAUCGGUGGUUCCCGCUGUCGAUCAGAACAGCCGGGCGAGCAGGAGGCGGCCGCUGUCCCCUCCGGAUAAAUCCUUUCUCCUGCAGAAGCAGUCCGCGAGGUUCAGGGACUCGAAGGAGGGGGAAGUGGGACGACGGGAGGAAGCGGAGGCCGAGAGGUGCUUUUCUUUGCCUGCUGCUGCGGAGGCGGAGACUGCGGUAAUCGCCAAGCCGUGGAAUCUGAGGACCCGGAGGGCGGCGUGUAAUGCUCCGUCUGAGAACGGGGAGUACCUCUACCCUGUCUUGGCUUCCGGGUCCUCGUCGCUUUUCGAGGCAGAGAAGAGCUGCCCCGCGGCGGAGAUGAUGAAGAGGAAAGCCAGCGGAUCGGAGAAUGGGGAACGCCAGAAAUUCUCGGUAUCACUAUCUCGGGACGAGAUUGAACAGGACAUUUGGGCGAUUAAGGGGAGAAAGCUUCCCCGGAGGCCAAAGAAGAGACUUCGAAUCGUGCAGCGACAGCUCGAUUUGCUUUUUCCUGGAUUGUGGUUGUCGGAGGUAACUCCAGAAACAUACAGGAUCGAUGAAUGAGUUGUUGCUACACAAGUCGGUGAGUACGCUGACGAAGGGGAGCGUUCAUGGAUUUUGGAUGCUGAUUAUUCCUGCAUUCCUGCAUCAUGGUUAGUUUGGUAUCCUAUUUUUUAAUCCGUGAAAUGAAGCUUGAAUACAAGUAAGAUAUGUUUGGGUUUAAUCUUCUUUAAGAUUGCUUCUUUAUUAACGUGGUUUGUCAAUAUUGUUUUUGACCAUCGAAUUCCAUUAUAUCUUAGAAGAGCUUUUGCUAAUUAGUGAGAUUUGUUAUUAUUAUUAUUA
Molecule: messenger RNA, 1116 nt
Organism: Musa acuminata AAA Group (dessert banana)
Lineage: Eukaryota; Viridiplantae; Streptophyta; Magnoliopsida; Zingiberales; Musaceae
Exons: 3
Coding region: 91-837 (248 amino acids)
Source: RefSeq, a predicted model, not a curated record